GGGGCGCCCCCCGCGGCUCGGAGCUUCCACGGCUGCCUCUACCGGACCUCCCCGGACCCCGCGCAGCUGGGCGCGGCCUACAGCGUGGGGCUGGUGGUGGCCUGCUACCUGCUGCCCUUCUUGCUCAUGUGCUUCUGCCACUACCACAUCUGCAAGACCGUGCGCCUGUCCGACGUGCGCGUGCGGCCAGUGACCACCUACGCGCGCGUGCUGCGCUUCUUCAGCGAAGUGCGCACCGCCACCACCGUGCUCAUCAUGAUUGUCUUCGUCAUGUGCUGCUGGGGGCCCUACUGCUUCCUGGUGCUGCUGGCCGCCACCCGGCAGGCCCAGGCCGCGCAGGCGCCCUCGCUGUUUAACGUGGUUGCUGUCUGGCUGACCUGGGCCAAUGGAGCCAUCAACCCUGUGAUCUAUGCCGUCCGUAACCCCAACAUUUCUAUGCUCCUAGGGCGCAGCCGCGAAGAGGGUUACCGGACUAGGAAUGUGGACACUUUCCUGCCUUGCCAGGGCCUGGGUCUGCAAGCCAAAAGCCGCAAUCGCCUUCGAAACCGCUAUGCCAACCGGCUGGGGGCCUGCAGCAGGAUGUCCUCCUCCAACACGGCCAGCGGAGCUGGAGGCGACGUGGCCAUGUGGGCCCGCAAAAAUCCAGUUGUGCUUUUCUGCCGGGAAGGGCUACCAGAGCCUAUGACAGCAGUAGCCAAACAGCCUAAAUCUGAAGCCGGAGAUACCAGCCUCUAAGAAGAGCUGGGAUGGAUAGCUUGUGACAGCAAUUUCCACCAGUUUCAGUAGAGAUACAGGAUUCCGGGGAAUUCAUAAAGCCAAACAUUUAAACUAAAAAGACAGAGGGGGGGAGGGUUACCACUUCCCCCAAACAACAUUAAUGACAAUGUCCUCUUCUUCAGAAGUGCCAAAAGGAAUGUAAAAUGCAAAAAUUAAAACAAUCUUAACCACACAACCAAGCAUCUUGAACUCGUAAAUGACAAAAAUAAAACACGGUUAGUGAAAAGUUCCUAGUACAGGAUCAUACUGUGAAACAAACAAAAGUCGCUAAAUGAAAACAGUGUUUGUUCAAAUACAGAAUUUCAGGAACAAAAUUAGACUCUCAGAGCUGCCUGAAGCCUCCCAAUCACCAGCACCACACCAAAUUUCAGAUUCUAGAAACUGCACUUCUGAGAUGCUUUGGGGGGCUUAGAUUAGGGUAGAAAAUUAUUAUCUAUACACACAUUGGUGCAUUUUGUCCCCACCCUUAUAACCAUUGUGGGAAAUUUUAAAUUCAGAUCUUAAUAAAAAUCAUUUCAGGAUUUCUGAAAGGUCAAGAUAAAAUUCCACCAUCUGAAGGGUAAAUCGCAGUAUGAACAUAAAGAAAUGUGGCUGUUUAGAAAGCGUUCUAAGAUUAUACGUACAUACCAGUGUCUCUUCCACUCCAUCCUACCCCCAAAAUUAUGCGCCCUGGAAAGUUGCUACUAA
This is a messenger RNA of Tupaia belangeri chinensis (Chinese tree shrew), 1464 nucleotides long. RefSeq names its product G protein-coupled receptor 135 (gene GPR135). The transcript has a single exon. Gene Ontology annotation, cellular component: membrane. The annotation marks the transcript as partial. Gene Ontology annotation, molecular function: G protein-coupled receptor activity. The record is from RefSeq and is a predicted model, not a curated record. Lineage: Eukaryota; Metazoa; Chordata; Mammalia; Scandentia; Tupaiidae. Gene Ontology annotation, biological process: G protein-coupled receptor signaling pathway.